Messenger RNA from Bradysia coprophila, 1653 nucleotides. It is a transcript of the gene ldbr, whose product is annotated as lariat debranching enzyme. Gene Ontology annotation, cellular component: nucleus. Gene Ontology annotation, biological process: mRNA splicing, via spliceosome. Lineage: Eukaryota; Metazoa; Arthropoda; Insecta; Diptera; Sciaridae. The record is from RefSeq and is a predicted model, not a curated record. Gene Ontology annotation, molecular function: RNA lariat debranching enzyme activity.
AAAGUUGUCAAACAUGUUUAUAUUUUCACUUUUGAAAACAGUUUUGUACGGCUUGCACGGCCUCUGAUCAUCAACAAACAAACAAACAUGAAAAUUGCAAUCGAAGGCUGUGCUCAUGGCGAGCUAGAGAAAAUCUACGACACAAUCGCAUUGAUCGAGAAGGAGCAAAACUACAAAGUUGAUCUGUUAUUGUGCUGCGGCGACUUCCAAGCCACGCGUAACGAGGACGAUCUCCAUUGCAUGGCGAUACCGAAGAAAUUCUACGACAUGUGCACCUUCUACAAAUACUACAGCGGCGAAAAGGUGGCGCCCAUCUUGACCAUUUUCAUCGGCGGAAAUCACGAAGCGUCCAACUAUCUGCAAGAGUUGCCGUACGGUGGUUGGGUGGCACCAAACAUUUACUAUUUGGGAUAUGCCGGUUGCGUUAAUGUCAAUGGGAUUCGAAUUGCUGGACUGUCGGGCAUUUACAAAGGAUUCGACUUCUUCAAAGGACAUUUCGAGUUUUCACCGUACUCGGAGGAUACCAAACGCAGUGUCUAUCACAUUCGCCAGUUGGAAGUGUAUCGCUUGAAGCAAUUGUCCGGCCAAAUUGACAUUUGUAUGUCGCACGAUUGGCCGCGUGGCGUUCAUAAAUACGGUAACGAACAGCAGCUGCUCAAAUUCAAACCAUUCUUCCGGGACGACAUUGAGAACAAUAAGCUGGGCAGUCCACCCAGUCACGACUUGCUGAUGCACAUCAAACCAAAAUAUUGGUUUUCCGCUCACUUGCACUGCCAAUUCUCGGCGGUCGUACAUCACGACGACAGUGACACGGACACGAAAUUCUUGGCGUUAGAUAAAUGUCUGCCGAAGCGACGUUUCCUCCAAAUUCUGGAUGUCGAUAGUGACGACGGCGACGUCAAACUUUCUUAUGACUUGGAAUGGUUGACGGUGUUGUAUGCCACAAAUGACCUGCUGAGCUACAAAAACUUGUCCAACUACAUGCCUGCCGAUAGUUCCACACCCACCGAUGCGCAGAAGGCAUUCAUUUUAGAGAAAUUCCAAAACAAUUUGGUUGUACCGACGGAUUUCUGUCGAACUGUUGAGCCAUACAAUCCGGAGAGCCGGAAAGACCAUCCAAGUCAACAGAAAGCGCAACGCAAUCCACAGACGACGACACUGUGCAACCUAUUGGGUAUAGACGAUCCAGUAAGUCUUGCGAUGCACAUCAAUGGCCACGAGUUGAAUGACUCCACCUACAACGAUUCGGCGAUGAACAACGAUUCGUUGAUGUCGUCGGACAGUUCCUUCAAUACGAGCAGUGAAGUGACACCGCUGAAACGGAAAUCGUUGCUCGACACAUUACCGCCACCAAAUUGCAGCACACCGUCGUACAAUCCGGAUCAGGUCGACAUUGAUGACGAUAUUGAUUCAUCACCGUUGGCCGAUCAACUCGUCGCUGUUGAGUCGCCCAUCCGCGAUACGAGUGGAACAGAUGGAAUGGAUUCAAUGCUGCAGAACAGUACGUUGUCAUCAUCGAUGGAAAAUAACGACGUGGAGUGUUGCGCGGACUCCAUUGUGCCGCUGAAGAAAAAGUUCAAGAGAAGAAAUGCAUCGAUUUACGAAGCCGAGUAACGAAAAUUAAAGGAAAAAAACUUUUUUUUAUUUUUGUUU